This is a messenger RNA of Aureobasidium uvarum, 1653 nucleotides long. The record is from the annotation of a GenBank genome assembly. NCBI's taxonomy places the organism in Eukaryota, Fungi, Ascomycota, Dothideomycetes, Dothideales, Saccotheciaceae.
AUGCAGACGCUCCUACAGUACAGGCAAGAAAGGAGAUAUGCAAGCCUUGUCCAUGAAAAAAGCAUCUUGUCAAAACGAGACUUUGAUGGACCGGUUCCAUCUCCUAGUAGCGGCGAAAAGUACGACAGUAACUCGGAACUGGACCUGACUGGACGUGAGUAUUCCUCAGCACAACUCGUCGAUGUUGAACAGCAACGAUCAACGCCGCCGCCACCUCGUGAUUCACACGGCGCCAUCAUCAAGCCUAUUCACGACCAUAGCGAAGACAAGAUCACUGUACAAUGCGACGAUGAUGGCAAAGACCAAGCUGACGCACACAACUGGUCUCGGACGAAACGAUCAUGGACGACUUUGCUAUUAUUCCUGCUGGUCUUCUCACAAGGAUGGGUUUCUGCCUGCGACUCGAAUGUUACGAAGCCUUCCAGCAAGGAGUUUCAUGUCAGUCAGACAGCCGAAACUUUGGCGACUGCUUUAUUUCUCCUGGGCAUCUCGGUUGGAAGCCUAAUCGUUGGCCCCUUGUCUGAAGAGCUCGGUCGCAACCCCGUCUAUCUUGUUCCAUCCUUCUUGUAUCUGUGCUUCACACUUGGAGAUGCUCUGGCACCGAACUUUGGGGCUCAGAUUACCUUGCGCUUCCUAGCUGGAAUAUGCUCGAGUGCAGCACUGUCCAUCUAUGGUGGAAGUCUGGCGGAUCUCUACGAUCCUGGAGAAAGAAACAGGAUCUGGCCUGUGUUUGCUCUCAGUCCUCUCCUGUCGCCAAUCCUCUCUCCUGUUGCUGGUGGCUGGAUUACGGGACACAUCUCCUGGCGUUGGGUCUAUUGGAUCGGCCUUAUCCUGAGCGGAGUCGUCUUUNUGCUUGCCUUGUUCUUCCUGCCCGAGACGUCAUCUCCCAUGAUCAUCCAAUGGAGGGCGCAUCAUCUUAGAGUCAUCACAAGUUCCGACAAAUACACCUGCGAUCUAGAAGGGAAAGACUCGCUUGGGAAAAGGCUUGCUCAGAACGUAACGCGGCCUGCAAAAUUCUUCACCACCGAGCCAAUCAUCAUCGCUCUGGGAUUCUACUUAAUUGUCAUCUACGUCGUCAUAUUCACCUUCCUCAAUGGUUUUGAGUUUAUCUUUACCGACACAUGGAGCCUUUCCGACGGAGACACUGCUUUUGCUUUCCUCGGGAUUUGUCUUGGAGCUUUGAUUUCAGUUGCUCUCAUGCCACUGAUCACCGUCAUCCAUCGCAAGUUCAGCAGAGGCGGUGACGAGACACCGGAGACGCUCCUGUGGCCAGCUAUGGUGGCUUCGCCCUUCUUCGCAAUUUCCAUAUUCUGGCUAGCCUGGACAAGCUACAAGAGUGUAAGCUACUGGUCUUCUUACGCUUCGACAGUGCUCUUUGGAUACUCCAUGACGGCAAUCUUCGUCAGUAGCUACAGCUACAUUAUCAACAUUUACGGUACUUGGAGCUCAAGCGCUCUGGGCAGCGUCACCAUGGCCAGAUAUCUCGUCGCUGCUGGGAUGGUUGUUGCGGCAAGACCGAUGUAUCAGGGCAUAGGACAUCACUGGGCAUUGACGUUCCUUGGCUGCUUGGGGAUUUUGUGUCUGCCAGUGCCUUGGCUGAUUUAUCGUUUUGGGAAAAAGUUAAGAGAUAAGUCGGAGUUCAUCAACGAUUGA